AGGAUUAAAGAUUAAUCAAUUCCAUUCAAUCUUAGGCCUCCAGAAGGGGAGACCUCAAGAGUAAAUAGAAUAAAGUUUGUAUAUAAAAUAGAGUUGAAGAGAUGAUAGAAAGAGAAGGGAAGAGUAUUUAUUCUGUGCUGUGCAUUAAAGAAAAAGUUGAGACCUACUUAGUCCACAGCCUGAAAUCUUUAUAUAAUGUCACAGGAGGCUCUCAACUUUCACAUCCACAUCAGGAAACAUACGCCUUCUUCUCUCCGCAGCUGCUAUCUCCCUCCGGCGAAGCUCGGUCUCCUCCGGCAGCUCUAAGAAGCUGGGAGAUAUUCCCUAAGUGUCUGAUAUAGAAGAGGAGAGAUGAGCCGAAGUGGAAAGAGCCCACGGCUGGAUCUGAAGCUGAACCUGUCACUGCCAAGGAGGGGGAACCCCUCAAGGAUGGCUGUUGAUAACAGAAGCUCUGAUGGCUCGCAGAGUGGUUCGCCUUUGUCAACAUCUCCGCCAAGCUCGUGUGUGUCGUCGGAGGGGGAACAGGGACUCAGGUGUUCGAACAGCCCUGAAGCAACUUCGAUGGUUCUCGCCGGCUGCCCUCGCUGCCUUAUGUAUGUCAUGCUAUCAGAGGAUGAUCCAAAGUGCCCCAAGUGCAAGAGCACGGUCCUCCUUGACUUCCUGCAUGACAGCGCAAACAACAAGAUGAAUAGGAAGAGUUAAGGGAUGUCAUGCUUCAUCUUGUUUCUGCAGCUCUCUGCUCAAUCCACCAAACCCAGCCAUUAUUAUUAGCCAUAGAUUUCAGUGCUUUGUUCUUCUUAAUCUUUUAGCUUUCAUCUUCUUAGUAUAGCUUCUGUCUUUCUCUAUUUUGUUUGUGUUCGCCUACGUUUUACCCUUCUAUUGAAGCUAAUGUAAACUGGACAAUUCUGAAAAGCCCAAAUUCUCCAGUCAAGUUAUCAUAUACAUAGAAAUUUCGUCUUAUUUCA
Molecule: messenger RNA, 965 nt
Organism: Dendrobium catenatum
Lineage: Eukaryota; Viridiplantae; Streptophyta; Magnoliopsida; Asparagales; Orchidaceae
Exons: 2
Coding region: 352-702 (116 amino acids)
Source: RefSeq, a predicted model, not a curated record